Haliotis rubra (blacklip abalone) is the source of this 1798-nucleotide messenger RNA. RefSeq lists its product as uncharacterized. Lineage: Eukaryota; Metazoa; Mollusca; Gastropoda; Lepetellida; Haliotidae. The transcript has 3 exons. The record is from RefSeq and is a predicted model, not a curated record. The coding region runs from base 29 to 1798 and encodes 589 amino acids.
GAUAUUAGAGUGAAAUUCAUGAUUAGCCAUGUGGCUGGGGGAUUGUUUUGUGAGAUGUUGUGGAGCCUUGAAUGGCAUCCCAGCUCGGAUCCUUUGCAUUCUGCUUCUACUCACACAAGGAGGGAUUCUGGAUUAUUUCCUGGCCAAACAUCAGACCCAAGCCAGCUGGGCAUGGAUAGCGUUCGACCUUGUCAACGUCGGCCUCUUCAUCGCCUCCUUCGUCAUAUCACGACGACACCUUGCACUACAGAAAGCCGGUGACGAGCAAAGUAAAGCGGUCACAAUUGGUUGGUUGGCAUGGCUUGUGUACUCGGUAAGCCUAGUAGCAAGGAUGGCCAUAGCUUUCAACAAAUUCUCCUUUAAGUUAAGCGAAGACACAUUCUUUGGCCCCAAUACAUUAAAGACGUCCCUAGCCUUGGCAUCGUGUGUAUUCGUCUUGCUGUUGACGUCUCACCAUGACGCUCCUCCUGCUAGCGAACGCAGGCGAUUGAUUGAAGAACUAACUGGAACCGUUGUCUUCGACGUCUUGGACACCGUGGAUGUCUUAGAGGUGAUGUUCGACAAGUCAUCAAGGGACAUGUUCCUCCCGGGACUUCAGGAAGCUGUUUUAGUGGUGGCAGGUCUCAAUCUCAUUAUUCCAACAGUGCCCCUGAUCACACUCAGCCUCACCAACUUUGGGCACAAGAAGAUGCCGAAACGUCUUGUGGCGCUACACAAGCUGCUUGUAGUGCUGGUGGUAAAUGUUCCCAAUCUGAUUGUUCGGUUAGUUCUCUGGCAUGGCUUCAGUGUUGGAAUCUCCCCCUUUAUGCUCAAAAACCUCAUCCUCAUCUGCAUUGUCAUGUUCGAGUUUUACGAGCACAAGAAGAUGAAAUAUGAUGAACACGCCGAGGCGAUUGAAAUGAGAAAGAAAGAUUUGCUGCUCACUGCCAAUCCAGCUGCGGUCAAUGGACAAAGUGAUAUAACAGAAUUCUCGAUGUGUGUCGGAUGUUCUUACUUGAUUAUUUCAUUUCUCUUCAUCGCCUCCUUCGUCAUAUCACGACGACACCUUGCACUACAGAAAGCCGGUGACGAGCAAAGUAAAGCGGUCACAAUUGGUUGGUUGGCAUGGCUUGUGUACUCGGUAAGCCUAGUAGCAAGGAUGGCCAUAGCUUUCAACAAAUUCUCCUUUAAGUUAAGCGAAGACACAUUCUUUGGCCCCAGUACAUUAAAGACGUCUCUAGCCUUGGCGUCGUGUGUAUUCGUUUUGCUGUUGACGUCUCACCAUGACGCUCCUCCUGCUAGCGAACGCAGGCGAUUGAUUGAAGAACUAACUGGAACCGUUGUCUUCGACGUGUUGGACACUGUGGAUGUCUUAGAGGUGAUGUUCGACAAGUCAUCAAGGGACAUGUUCCUCCCAGGACUUCAGGAAGCUGUUUUAGUGGUGGCGGGUCUCAAUCUCAUUAUUCCAACAGUGCCCUUGAUCACGCUCAGCCUCACCAACUUUGGAUACAAGAAGAUGCCGAAACGUCUUGUAGCGCUACAUAAGUUACUUGUGGUGCUGGUGGUGAAUGUUCCCAAUCUGCUUGUUCGGUUAGUUCUCUGGCAUGGCUUCAGUGUAGGAAUCUCCCCCUUUAUGCUCAAAAACCUCAUCCUCAUAUGCAUUGUCAUGUUCGAGUUUUACGAGCACAAGAAGAUGAAAUAUGACGAACACGCUGGAGCGAUUGAAAUGAGAAAGAAAGAUUCGCUGCUCACUGCCAAUCCUUCUGCGGUCAAUGGACAAAGUGAUAUAACAGAAUUCUCGAUGCAAGAACGAAUAUAA